Bursaphelenchus xylophilus (pine wood nematode) is the source of this 375-nucleotide messenger RNA. The record is from the annotation of a GenBank genome assembly. NCBI's taxonomy places the organism in Eukaryota, Metazoa, Nematoda, Chromadorea, Rhabditida, Aphelenchoididae.
AUGAGAAUCAUCGAUUCGUUGGAGACAGUGAUCCGUCUCAUCCCCGAGAUCCAAUCCAUCCUGAUUGUGGACCGUGACGGUGUUCCGGUGGCCGGUGCCGGAGAAGAGGCGCGAAAUCGGAGCCAACUCACUUCCGCCUACGCCACAGCCCUGGAACAGGCCAACCGGCUGAAUAUCGGCGAACAGGAAAGCUGGGUGUUCCAAUACGAAGCCAGCCAACUGGUCGUCCUGCACUCCAAUCCAUUCGCCAUCUUCAUUUUGGCCACUCCAAAUGCGAACACGGGACUUUUGCGACAGCUGAAAGAUCGACUCCAACCCAUCCUAAAGGAGUGCCAGGAGACGAUCAACGAAGCUCAGGCUCCUCAAGCGUGCUAA